This is a messenger RNA of Penicillium chermesinum, 1500 nucleotides long. RefSeq names its product pepsin-like aspartic protease. The record is from RefSeq and is a predicted model, not a curated record. NCBI's taxonomy places the organism in Eukaryota, Fungi, Ascomycota, Eurotiomycetes, Eurotiales, Aspergillaceae. Gene Ontology annotation, biological process: proteolysis. The coding region runs from base 1 to 1500 and encodes 499 amino acids. Gene Ontology annotation, molecular function: aspartic-type endopeptidase activity. The transcript has 3 exons.
AUGUGGGGAUCUGCUAUCUUGCCGAUCGCCCUCCUGGCUGCGCUGCCCUGCGCCAAUGCCAUCACUCUGCACAAGCGUAGCGAGCCCGCGGUCCUUGGACUUCCGAUUGUUCGCACCGAGCGAUCACAGGCGCUGCAGAAGCGUGAUAGCAAGACUGUCAGUGCUGAUCUUUAUAACCUUGUAGGUGCCGGUCUCAAGUCUUCAAUUCAAAGCACAAGGUCACCGGGAAAGUUACUAAUACCAUCUAAGCAAAACAUGCAAUAUUGGGUGAACAUUACUGUGGGAACCCCAGCACAGAAGGUCUCCCUCACCCUCGAUACAGGCAGCAGUGAUGUCUGGGUUAAUAUUCCUAAUUCGACCUUCUGUUCGGCCGACGACGACCCCUGCUCCCCAUAUGGCGUUUUCAAGCAGAAGGAUUCAUCUACCUUCCACAUGCUUGAUUACCAGAUGAAUGCUACCUAUGCCGCCGGCUUCCUGGCAGAGGGUUACUAUGCCACAGACACUCUGUCCAUUGGAGGUGUAAAGGUGAAAGAUUACCAGUUUGCAGUCGCUGAUAUAAGUCAUAACGAGAAUGGUAUCUUGGGGGUUGGAUACCAAAAGGGCACCGACGCAUAUGCCAUCGGCAAGGAGUACACCAACCUCCCGGGCGCGCUCGUCAAAAGCGGCGCUACUAAUUCAGCCGCUUACAGUUUGUGGCUGAACAAGCUUGACAGCACCGGCAACAUCCUCUUCGGAGGUGUCAACAAGGCGCGAUACAACGGCGAGCUCCAGAGCGUGCCUAUCUUAAAGGUGUACGGCGAGUAUCGCUCUCUGGCCAUCGCAUUGACUGAAAUCACCGUCAAGGAUAAGACCUAUGCGUCAGGUCUGCCCUUAGCUGUCUCCUUGGACAACGGUAGCUCCAUGAUCGCUCUGCCCAAAGAGCUCUUGGACCCCAUCUACAAGGAUAUCGGCGCCGGCUACGACUCGAAGAGCCAGUUCGGCUACAUCUCUUGCGAUGCUGCCCACUGGGACUACAACAUUACUUUCAGCUUCUCCCAAGCUAAGGUCUCCAUGCCCAUCAGUACUCUGGUAUUCCCCCACUACUCUGAGACUUCUUUCCCCAAGGGCGAUUGCAUCUUCGGCAUGGUCCCCAGCCAGCCUGGAGUGAACUUGAUGGGCGACCCCUUCUUGCGCGGUGCGUACGUUGUUUACGACCUCGACAACAACGAGAUCUCGCUCGCUGAGACGAACACCAACGAUGGUGAUGAUGAUAUUCAUGAGAUUGGCACCGGGUCCGACGCUGUCCCGGGGGGCCACUCUGCUGGCCUCGGCCUGACGGCUCCCGCUACUAUGACUGUUACUGGUGAAUUGAGCACUACUGACGGCUCCGCUCCAAAGACCAGUGACGGUGGCGCUGCUGCUACCAGCAGCUCUUCCGAGGGCCUGGCAGCGCUACCUACCAGCAACCCGAACCAUCUGCUGCCUGGUCUCCUGGGUGCCGGUUUGCUGCUUGCGCUGUAG